Scheffersomyces coipomensis is the source of this 999-nucleotide messenger RNA. RefSeq lists its product as uncharacterized. The transcript has a single exon. The record is from RefSeq and is a predicted model, not a curated record. Lineage: Eukaryota; Fungi; Ascomycota; Pichiomycetes; Serinales; Debaryomycetaceae. Bases 1 to 999 code for a protein of 332 amino acids.
AUGGCCGCCAAUUUUAGAGACUCAACAAAAUCUCAUUCUCAUCAUCAUUCAUCAGGCACUACAACAACUACAACAACUACAACUACCACCAUGAAGACAAGAAACAAUACUCAUCAUAAUCAUAUUCAUAAUACUCAUAAGAGAAAAUUGAAUGAAUUAGAAGAUAUCACUAAUAAUAGUAAUAAUCAUAAAAAAAUCCCUAAGAAAUUAAAAGUAACCUUUGGUGGCAAUACAACUACAACCACCAUAAAUACUCGUCUGCAUUCUCAUCAUCAUCAACAACAAAGAAUCCUUCAUCAUCAAAUCCCUCCUUCUCCUCCUGAACAACAACGAUCUCCAUCUCCUUUGGAUUCAAAUAAUGCAACAACAACAACUAGUACUAUUUCAAAACCAAAAUCAGUUUCAUUCGAAUUACCUAAUGAUAGUCCAGCUUAUGAAAAUUCACCUCUUUUGACUCCAAAAGAAGAAGAUGAUGACGAUGAUGAUGUUGACCUUGUUCGUUUCAAAUCUAGUUCAGUUUCUCCUUGUGGUACUGCAAAUUCAAGAUCAACUAGUCCUCCCACUAGUGCCAAUGAUAAUAUUAAUAAUAAUAAUAAUGAUAAUGAUGAUACAUUAGUUAUCAAAUCUGAAACUGAAACUCAAACUAAAGAUUUAAAUCAAAAUCCAGAUUAUAUAUCAUUAACUUCAUCUUUAAGAUUAUUAAAUCAAUCAAAAUCAAGUAUAAAUCAAGAUAUAAUCAAUUUAUCUAAUUUAAAUGAAAAAAUCAAUUCUACUAAUGAUAAAGAUGAAAUCAUUCAAUUCUUUUUAAAUGUAAUUGAUAAUAAAAUCAAUUUAUCAAAUCCAAAUUCAUACAAGGUUUUGAAAUCUCCCGUUAUAAAUUGGUCCAAUUAUGAUUCAAAUUUAUCUCAAGUUAAUCAAGUGUUUAAUCUGCAAUGUCAGAAUAACAAUGAUGAUGAUGAUUCGUUGUAUACGGCCUUGAAAUUAUUUGAUCAUCAAUAA